AUGCCAGCUUCAGCCCGAGGCCUUCACGGGCUUUAUCCACACGAUGACGAAAGGUUCACUGUCUUUCGUGGCCGGCGGAGCGUCGUCCACAGCUCCAAAGCCAUCGUCAGCACGACCUCGCCUCUGGCCAGCCAAGCCGGGAUCCGCAUCUUGCAGGAGGGCGGGAACGCAGCAGACGCCGCCAUAGCUGCAGCUGCAGUGCUGAACCUCGUCGACCCUUCCAUGACUGGCAUUGGCGGUGACGCUUUCUGUCUCUUCUACGACGCCAAAGAGAAGCAGGUGUACGCUUUGAACGGCUCUGGCCGCUCUCCUGCCAACGCCACCCUGGACAAGAUUUGCAAUGCUCUUGGAGUUACAGAUCGCACAACUGCAUCCAUCCCGGCCUUGUCCAUACACUCGGUGACAGUGCCCGGCGCUGCGGCCGCGUGGGUCGACACCGUGGAGAAAUUCGGAUCUGGCGCCUUGUCCCUUUUGCAGGUCCUUGCCCCGGCGAUCGAGUUGGCAGAAAACGGGUUCGCAGUCAGCGAGAUCUCUAGCUAUAGUUGGAUAAAAUGUCAGGGUCAACUGCUUGAUUCGGCGAAUGGAACAGAGGUCUUGAAGACGGACCCGAGCGCGCCUAGAGGUUUUAGGUCACCGAGACCAGGAGAGUAUUACAAGAACCCGAAUCUGGCGAAAACAUUUCGAUUGUUGGGCGAGAAAGGCAGAGCGGGCUUCUAUGAAGGACCCGUGGCUCAGGCUAUUGUCGACGUCAGCCAACAACUUGGUGGCUUUCUCACUCUUGAGGAUCUCAAAAAGCACGGCGAAACCGGUAGUGAGAUCAGCACGCCAGUCAAGCUUCGCCUAGAAAGCCCGAUGCUCGGGUGUGAUGGGAAGAACCUUGAUCUUUGGGAGCACGGCCCCAACGGCCAGGGACUCGUAGCCCAAAUGGCUCUUGGUCUCUUUCAACAGUGGGAAAGGGAUGGCAAGAUCUCCAAGUUUACACCAGGAGACCACAAUUCUCCCAGAUAUCUUCAUGCCCUUAUCCAAGCUCUACGAAUAGCCUUCGCCGACUGCGCUUGGUUCAUCACAGACCCUAAUAACAUGGAUGUUGGUCCCGAGGCUCUUCUCAACCCGGACUACUUAGUCGAGCGAGCCAAACUCUUCGAUCCCGAGAAGGCGACACCGUCUCCAGAUCAUGGCUCGCCAACUCUGAAGAGAACCAGCGACACGAUCUAUCUAGCCGUGACGGAUCAAGACGGCAACGCCUGCUCACUUGUGAACAGUGUCGCCGACCUCUUUGGCUGCCGCAUCGGCGCCAAGGGAACCGGCUUCGUGCUUCAGAAUCGCGCCACUGCCUUUCAUCUGGAUCCGAAACGCCACAACGUUUACACACCUGGGGCGCGACCAUACAAUACCAUUAUCCCGGCCCUUGUAACUAACUCCGACGACGGCACACUACACACCGUUCUAGGCGUUAUGGGUGGUGCGAUGCAGCCGCAAGGCCACGUGCAGGUGCUGCUCAACAUGCUGCUCUUUGACAUGAACCCACAGGUCGCGCUCGAUGCGCCGAGGAUCUGUGUCGGUAUCAACAUACCGGGCAAAGCCACUGAUCCGAGCAAGAAGAUUGACGACGCUGUAUAUCUGGAAGAAGGUAUCACAGAAGACGUAGCCAGAGGGCUCGAGUCGAUAGGAUACGAGGUCAAGUAUGUCAAGGGUAUGGCAAGAUCGCUGUUCGGGCGCGGGCAGAUCAUCAGGGUGCAUCACGACCCGGUCGACGGACAGCGGGUGUACUCUGCUGGGAGCGACAUGAGAGGUGACGGGCUUGCUGCGCCUCUUCUCUGA
Thyridium curvatum is the source of this 1821-nucleotide messenger RNA. RefSeq lists its product as uncharacterized. The transcript is spliced from 4 exons. The record is from RefSeq and is a predicted model, not a curated record. Bases 1 to 1821 code for a protein of 606 amino acids. Lineage: Eukaryota; Fungi; Ascomycota; Sordariomycetes; Thyridiales; Thyridiaceae.